UGCAGUGGGGCAGGUGGCGGCGGCCGGCGGCGUCCGAGGCGGUCUCCAUCUGGCACUCCCAGAAGGAUGGAUUCCAUUCGCACGAACUCAAUGGAUUCACUCCAGAGGCUGACUUUGCUAUAGAAACACCCACAGUUGUAUCGAUGGUUGGGGAAAGAUAGUGACCAGAGGCAGAGAGAAACAGCGCUGACGUCCUGGGAAGAUGAGCAUGCUGAAGCCCAGUGGGCUAAAGGCCCCCAGCAGGAUCCUCAAGCCAGGGAGCUCCGCCUUGAAGGCACCUGCUGCUGUUGCAGCUCCAGUAGAAAAAACAGUAUCCGCCGAAAAAGCAUCAAGUGUCCCGUCCUCUGAGGCUCAGGAGGAAUUUGUCGAUGACUUCCGUGUUGGGGAGCGCGUUUGGGUGAACGGCAAUAAGCCUGGGUUUAUCCAGUUUCUUGGAGAGACCCAGUUUGCACCAGGCCAGUGGGCUGGGAUUGUCUUAGAUGAACCCAUAGGCAAGAACGAUGGCUCGGUGGCUGGAGUUCGUUAUUUCCAGUGUGAACCUCUGAAGGGCAUUUUUACCCGACCGUCAAAGUUAACACGGAAGGUCCAAGCAGAAGACGAAGCCAAUGGCGUGCAGACGACUCAAGCUUCCAGAGCCACAUCACCGUCUGCCGGCAGCGUGGUGUCCUCCCCAGCCACCCCCGCAAACAUUUCCCAUAAGUCGCCCCAGCCAACAGCAAAGGAACCUUCAGCGACAUCCCAGAUCAGCAACCUUACGAAAACUGCCAGCGAAUCCAUCUCCAACCUUUCAGAAGCUGGGUCAAUCAAGAAAGGAGAAAGAGAGCUCAAGAUUGGAGACCGGGUGUUGGUUGGAGGCACCAAGGCUGGUGUAGUGCGCUUUCUUGGGGAGACCGACUUUGCCAAGGGGGAGUGGUGUGGUGUGGAGCUGGACGAGCCCCUCGGGAAGAAUGAUGGCGCCGUCGCCGGGACGAGGUACUUUCAGUGUCAGCCCAAAUACGGCUUGUUUGCGCCUGUCCACAAAGUGACCAAGAUUGGCUUCCCUUCCACCACGCCAGCCAAGGCCAAGGCCGCCGCGGUGAGGCGAGUGAUGGCGACCACGCCCGCCAGCCUGAAGCGCAGCCCCUCGGCCUCCUCCCUCAGCUCCAUGAGCUCGGUGGCCUCGUCCGUGAGCAGCAAGCCCAGCCGGACAGGAUUACUGACCGAGACCUCCUCCCGGUACGCCAGGAAGAUCUCCGGCACCACUGCCCUCCAGGAGGCCCUGAAGGAGAAGCAGCAGCACAUUGAGCAGCUGCUAGCCGAACGGGACCUGGAGAGGGCGGAGGUGGCCAAGGCCACGAGCCACGUGGGGGAGAUAGAGCAGGAGCUAGCCCUGGCCCGGGACGGCCACGACCAGCAUGUCCUGGAAUUGGAGGCCAAGAUGGACCAGCUGCGAACGAUGGUGGAGGCGGCCGACAGGGAGAAGGUGGAGCUUCUGAACCAGCUAGAAGAGGAGAAGAGGAAGGUUGAGGACCUGCAGUUCCGGGUUGAAGAAGAAUCGAUCACCAAAGGAGAUCUCGAGGUGGCCACGGUGUCAGAAAAGUCACGUAUAAUGGAGCUAGAGAAAGACCUAGCGUUGAGGGCACAGGAAGUGGCAGAGCUGCGGAGAAGGCUGGAGUGCACUAAGCCUGCUGGGGACGUGGACGUGUCGCUUUCCCUUUUGCAAGAGAUAAGCUCUUUGCAAGAGAAGCUGGAAGCCGCCCAGGCCGAGCACCAGAGAGAAAUGGCUUCCCUGAGGGAGCAUUUUGGAACCCAGGAAGAAGCAUUUCAGAAGGACAUCAAGGGUCUGCAGGCCGCCACGGAGAAGCUUUCCAAGGAGAACGAGUCCUUGAAAAGCAAGCUUGAGCACGCCAACAAGGAGAACGCGGACGUGAUCGCGCUGUGGAAGUCCAAGCUGGAGACGGCCAUCGCGUCCCACCAGCAGGCCAUGGCGGAGCUGAAGGUGUCCUUCAACAAAGGGCUGGGGGCCGAGUCGGCCGAGUUUGCGGAGUUGAAGGCGCAGAUAGAGAAAGUGAGACUGGAUUACCAGCAUGAGAUAGAAAGCCUGCAGAACCAGCAGGACUCUGAGCGGUCUGCUCAUGCCAAGGAGGUCGAAGCCCUCAGGGCCAAACUGCUGAAGGCCAUCAAGGAGAAGGAGGACAGUCUGGAGGCCCUCAAGUCGAAACUGGACAGAGCAGAGGACCAGCACCUGGUGGAGAUGGAGGACACGCUGAACAGACUGCAGGAGGCUGAGACAAAGGUAAAGGAGCUAGAGGCGCUGCGAGCCAGGUGCAGCGAGCAGACCGAGCUUCUCGAUAGCUUUACAUCGCAGCUCAAGGCGACCGAAGAGAAGCUCUCGGAUCUUGAUGCGCUUCGGAAGGCCAGUUCCGAAGGUAAAUCGGAAAUCAAGCAGCUUAGACAGCAGCUCGAGGCGGCUGAGAAACAGAUUACAAAUUUAGAGAUUGAAAAGGAUGCUGAGCGCGGCAAGGCUAGUGGCAUUGCCAGAGAGCUCCAGGAGAAGGAGCUCAAGCUUACUAAACUCGAGGAAAACUUGAGUGAAGUUAGUCGAGUGAAAGAGGCUCUGGAAACGGAACUGCGGGUCUUGGAAGAAAAGUUUGCUGAUGCUUCCGAAGAGGCGGUCUCUGUUCAGAGAAGCAUGCAAGAAACUGUCAAUAAGUUACACCAAAAGGAGGAACAAUUUAACCUGCUGUCGUCUGAACUGGAAAGGCUGAGAGAGAAUUUAACAGAUAUGGAGGCAAAAUUUAGAGAGAGAGAUGAAAGAGAGGAGCAGUUGGUCAAGGCAAAAGAAAAACUGGAAAACGACAUUGCAGAGAUAAUGAAGAUGUCAGGAGAUAAUUCUUCCCAGCUGAGCAGAAUGAAUGAUGAGCUGCGACUUAAAGAGAGAUGUGUAGAGGAAUUACAGCUAAAGCUUACAAAGGCUAACGAGAAUGCAAGUUUCCUGCAGAAAAGCAUUGGAGAAGCAGCUCUCAAAGCUGAACAGAGCCAGCGCGAAGCAGCUGUGAAACACGAGGAAGAAAAGAAGGAGCUGGAGGAGAAACUGCUGGACCUGGAAAAGAAGGUGGAGACCAGCCACAACCAGUGUCAGGACCUGAAGGCCCAGUACGAAAAAGUCAGUUCUGAGAUGAAAGCAAAGCACGAGGAGGCCCUGCAGAACCUGCAGAAGACGCUGCUGGGCACGGAGGAGGAGCUGAGGGCUGCCCAGGCGGAGAGCAGAGAGCUGCUGCAGGAGGUGGAGGAGCUGCGAGCGCAAGCCGACAAGGCCAGAUCGCUAACCUAUUUGUUAACAUCAGCCAAAAAAGAAAUUGAACUAAUGUCAGAGGAGCUGAGGGGCCUGAAGUCAGAGAAGCAGCUUCUUGCUCAGGAGGGAAAUGCUUUAAAGUUAGAGAAAGGUGCGCUGCUAUCAAAGCUUGUAGAAGUGGAGGCCAAAAUCACCUUGCUUCAGGAAGACCAACAGAAACUCUGGUCAGUCAACGAAGCCCUCGCUUCGGAAAAGGAGAAAGUCUUAGAGGAGAAGCAGUUUUACCAGCAGGGGUAUCGCGACAAAGAAGCUUUGGCUGUGGAGAGAGAGAAACUGCUUAAGGAGAUCCACGUUGCCCAGGAAGAAGUCUUGAAGAUGAGUGUGGAAAACGACUCUCUGCAGGCCUCCAAGGCGAGCCUGCAGGUGCUCGUCCGAGAGCUCCAGGUCAGCAAGGAUACUCUGGUGGCCGAGUCUAAGAGGCAUCGGGAGGAGAAAGACCACCUGGAGGGCCGGAUCAGGAAGCUGCUUACCGAAAACCUUGCCUUGGCUAAAGACAAGGAUGACGUGAUUCAGAAGCUGCAGAGCUCCUAUGAGGAGCUGGCCACCGAUCAGAAGGCCCUGGUGCAGGAGAUCGAAGACCUCACCAGUGAGAAGAGGUCGGUUUUAGAGAAGCAGUCGAGUCUGGAUAGCACGUGUGUAGCCUUGAAGGUGGAACGGGACGGGCUCCUGCAGAGCAAGCGGGACCUGCAGCUGGAGAAGGAUGCGCUGCUCCAAGGCCAGGAGAAGCUGAAUGCCAGCCUGGAGGCCGCCCUGCAGGUCAAGGAGCUGCUCAGCUCGGAGGCCGCCGGGCUGCGGGCUCAGCUGGACUGCGCCAGCAAAGCUCUGAGGAAGGCCGAGCUGGAGACGCGGCAGCUUCAGGCCACGAACACGAGCCUCACGGCGUUCCUGGAGGAGAUCAAGACCAGCCGGGCGAUCACAGACUCCGAGUACAUCCAGCUUCUCCAUGAAAAGGAAGCCUUGGCCGCCUCCGAGCGGAGGCUCUUGGCUGAGAAAGAAGAACUUGCGAGUGAAAGCAGGGCCAUCACCGAGAAGCUCAGCAGAUGCUCGGAGGAGGCCACGCACGCCGAGGUGGGCCUGAGCGAGAAGAUCGCCUGCCUGGCUUCCGAGAAGGAGAUGGUGUGCCAGAGACUGACCAAGCUCAGGAGGCAGCAGGAAGGUCUCUUGAAAGACAAGUCGGCAUUGGAGAAGCAAAACGCAGAUCUACUCGCAGAGAGAGAGAACUCCAUCAAAGCCCUAGGAGACCUCAAAAGGAAGUACGACCAGGAGUCGGCCAACAGAAGACUCGUCGUGCACGAGAAGAUGAAACUGCUGGGCAGCGUUGAUGCCCUCAAGAAGGAGCUUCUCGAGACAAAAAGGGAAAACCAGGAGCUAGCGUCGAGCAAGUGCGACCUCUCUCUGAUGCUGAAGGAGGCCCAGGACAGCAGGAAGCGUCUGGAACAGGAGCGCGCGGACAUGCUGCAAGCCAGGGAGAGUCUGAACGCUGAGCUGCAGACCUGCUGCUGCGAGAAGAACAUGCUGCUGAGAGACGGCCUGAACCUGCAGGAGGAGUGUCAGAAGCUGAGCGAGGAGAUCCACGCCGCGCAGCAGGCCCUGGCCCUGGAGAAGGAGGCCAGAGCCAAGGAAAGCGAGUCAUCCCUGUAUGAGAACAAGAAGCUGCACGGGCGGCUGGUGCUCCUGGAGCAGGAGGUGGCGGAGCUGAGAGUGCGCGCCGAGGAGCUACAGGCCGAGAAAUUUGCGCUGAUCCAGGAGAAGGCCACGUCCGAGCAGAGGGUGGUGGAGAUAAUCAAGGAGAAGGAGCUGUUGAGUGCGGAAACGGCACAGCUGGCCGCCAACAUAGAGACUCUCAAGAGCGACUUCGCCACCUUGUCCAAGUCCAAGUUAGAGCUCCAGGAGCUGCACAGCUACCUCACCAAGAUCCUGGACGACCUCCGGCUGAACCACGAGGUGACCCUGGCCGAGAGAGCCAAGGUGAUGCAAGACAACAAGAGCCUGCUGGCCGAGCAGAGGGAGACGGCGCUGCGGCGGGACGAGCUGCUGCAGGAGAAGGAGAAGCUGGAGGAGAGCUACUUCGUCCUGCAGCGGGAGCUCGGCCAGCUGGCCACCACCAACAGCCACAUCUCGGCCAGCCUGCUCGAGUCGCAGGCGGAAAACCGCACUUUGAGGAAAGACAAGAGCAAGCUCACCCUUAGGAUUAGAGAGCUCGAGGCCCUUCAUUCAUUCACGGCUACUCAAACAGCAGAAGACACCAUGCAGAUAAUGGAACAGAUGACCAAAGAGAAGACGGAAACUCUGGCCUCUCUGGAGGACACCAAGCAAACAAAUGCAAAACUGCAGAAUGAAUUGGACACACUUAAAGAAAACAACCUGAAGAAUGUGGAAGAGCUCAACAAGUCAAAAGAACUUCUGACUGUAGAGAACCAAAAAAUGGAAGAAUUUAGGAAAGAAAUCGAAACCCUGAAGCAGGCGGCCGCUCAGAAGUCCCAGCAGCUCUCAGCGCUGCAAGAAGAGAACAUCAAACUUGCCGAGGAGCUGGGACGGAGCAGGGACGAGGUCACCAGUCACCAGAAGCUGGAAGAAGAAAGAUCUGUGCUCAAUAAUCAGUUGUUAGAAAUGAAAAAGAGAGAAUCCAAGUACAUCCAAGAUGCCGAUGAAGAGAGAGCCUCCUUGCAGAAAUCCAUCCGUACCACCAGUGCCUUACUCACGGAGAAGGACGCGGAGCUGGAGAAGCUGAGGAACGAGGUCACGGUGCUCAGGGGGGAGAACGCCUCGGCCAAGUCCUUGCACUCCGUGGUGCAGUCUCUGGAGUCUGACAAGGUGAAGCUCGAGCUCAAGGUGAAGAACCUGGAGCUGCAGCUCAGAGAGAACAAGAGGCAGCUCAGCAGCUCCUCCGGUAAUACGGACACUCAGGCAGAAGAGGACGAGAGAGCCCAGGAGAGCCAGAUUGAUUUCCUAAAUUCGGUGAUAGUAGACCUUCAAAGGAAGAACCAAGACCUCAAGAUGAAGGUGGAGAUGAUGUCGGAGGCAGCCCUUAACGGGAACGGCGAGGACCUGAACAGCUACGACAGUGAUGACCAGGAGAGACAGUCCAAGAAGAAACCCCGCCUCUUCUGUGACAUCUGUGACUGCUUCGACCUCCACGACACGGAGGAUUGUCCCACCCAGGCACAGAUGUCGGAAGACCCUCCGCACUCCACGCACCACGGCAGCCGGAGCGAGGAGCGCCCGUACUGCGAGAUCUGUGAGAUGUUUGGGCACUGGGCAACCAACUGCAAUGACGACGAGACCUUCUGAUGGCGCCCGGGCCCGAACGGCCGCUCGGACUCUGCAGUGAGGCAGCUGACACCAGCGUCGGGCGCAGACUGCGCGAGAGCUCACGUUAUUUUCGACCCCCACCAAAAACCUAAGAAAAUAUUUUGAUCUUGAACAAAUCGCCCUUUAGGUUAGACUAAUAAACACUCAGUAGGUGAGUCUUCAGCCCGACUUUGUUUUCCUGAUUUUUCAGUUUUAAGACGCUGCACCAGAUGCCGUUACAUUUACUGUGCCCGGAGAAGCCUCACAGAACCAUCCUUCCCCUUAAACACCCUAUUUAAGUAACGUUAAAUUAUGCCGUUACUUUUCGUAUUUGCACUAAAAUAUUUGCAGGCUGCAUUUUUUUGUAUAUUUAGAUUUUUUUUUUUUUUUUUUUGGUGAAGCUUUGACACUGGAAUGAGUUGAAAAAAUGUACCAUUUUGCAUUUUCAUUGACUCAUUUAAAGUAUUUUAUUGCUAAUCAAAGAAAUAUCUGAGCUCUUUGCACUACCUGUUAUCAGUAGUGCCUUUUUAUCAGGCUUGAUGACAAGUAGGUGUGAUUACAAAAUCAUGGAACAGGUGAAGGGAGGGGAGAGGCCCCAGCCUGCUGUGGGGCCAUUUUAUACUCUAUAUGCUGCACCCACUUCUCUACUGUGCUGUCCUGUUUAUUGGUUUUGCAUAAGUUCAGCUUCCAUAUAUUAUAUGUACAUAUUUUUUAAAAAAAUCUAUAUUUUGGGAAAAAACAUACACAACAUGUCAUUCUUUUCAGAUUUUUACCUUUAAGAAAAAGAAAAUACUUAAAAUGAGCAUUGCGACAUAAUAGACUAGGACAAAAAUAGCAUCAGGUGGCUCUGCAACUGUUUUCCCCGUUUUGUUUUGUUUACCAUCCCCAACUAGAAGGAUUUUCUCCAUUUUCUUUCUUUAGCAGAUAUCUCCAGCAGUCAGUUAAGCCACUAGACAACACCAAAAUUAAGCAAUCUACAGUCUUCCUUUACAAGAUUUUUUUUUACUGUGUUUUUAGAUGAAUGUAUGAUGAGAAAUUCAACAAUAAUUUUGGAUUUUCUUAUCACAAAAAAAUGAAAGACCUCAACCAUCAGAACAGUUCAUCAACCAAUCUGAAUCCAUUUCUCUUCAUUUGAAUGUCUUCUAAAAUAUGUAAAAAGUCAUCAAAUGUGUAUUCCAUGCUACAUGUAUAAUAAAUAAGAACGUCUAUAAUUGUAUAUAUGCCUUUGUUGUAUUUUCCCCUCAAGAUGAUCAACUGUGUGCUGGACAAGUGAAUAUUAAAUAAAUCUAUUACCAGUGAAAUUUUUAGUUCCGAAGAUAAUAGGAACUGUUUCACAAACAAAACAUGUAAAGCAGUAUUAAAACUUGAGCAAAAAAAGUGUUCUGUAUCUGCUUUAAUAAAUGGGUAUUCUUUUUGUCAA
This is a messenger RNA of Lepus europaeus (European hare), 8045 nucleotides long. RefSeq names its product CAP-Gly domain containing linker protein 1 (gene CLIP1). The transcript is spliced from 26 exons. Gene Ontology annotation, cellular component: microtubule plus-end; nucleus; cytoplasm. NCBI's taxonomy places the organism in Eukaryota, Metazoa, Chordata, Mammalia, Lagomorpha, Leporidae. Gene Ontology annotation, molecular function: microtubule plus-end binding. The record is from RefSeq and is a predicted model, not a curated record. Bases 203 to 6625 code for a protein of 2140 amino acids. Gene Ontology annotation, biological process: cytoplasmic microtubule organization; positive regulation of microtubule polymerization.